Thlaspi arvense is the source of this 954-nucleotide messenger RNA. The record is from the annotation of a GenBank genome assembly. NCBI's taxonomy places the organism in Eukaryota, Viridiplantae, Streptophyta, Magnoliopsida, Brassicales, Brassicaceae.
AGACAAAACAUAACCUUCAAGUUCUUUUGGGCGACAAGGUUUUUCAAAGACCAGCUUGAGAAGCUCCUCGAGACACCGAGACCGGACUGUCUCAUCGCCGACAUGUUCUUCCCUUGGGCUACUGAGAAGUUCCAUGUGCCAAGACUUGUGUUCCACGGCACUGGCUACUUCCCUUUAUGCGCUGAGUAUUGCAUCAGAGUGCAUAAACCACAAAAGACAGUAGCUUCUAGUUGUGAGCCAUUUAUGAUCCCUGAUCUCCCUGGGAAGAUAGUAAUGACUCAAGAAGCGAUCAAAGACCCGACGAAGAAACCGAGAUGGGGAAAUUCGGAUCUGAAGAGCUCAGGUGUAAUUGUGAACUGCUUCUACGAGCUUGAGCCUGAUUACGCAGAUUUCUACAAGAGUGUUGUAGCGAAGAGAGCGUGGCAUAUCGGUCCACUCUCUGUUAUAAACAGAGGAAAUGUGGAGAACGCUGAGAGAGGAAAGAAAGCGAGCAUCGAUGAAGUUGAAUGCCUCAAAUAUCUUGACUCCAAGAAACCGGAUUCAGUCGUUUAUAUUUCCUUUGGGAGUGUGGCUUGCUUCAAGAACGAGCAGCUGAUGGAAAUCGCGGCAGGGUUAGAAGCUUCUGGAACAAGUUUCAUUUGGGUUGUUAGAAAAAACGCAGGACUACCGAUGGUGGCAUGGCUGGUUGGAGCGGAGCAGUUCUACAACGAGAAAUUGGUCACGGAAGUGCUUAGAACAGGAGUUAGCGUGGGAGACGAGAAACAUGUUAGGGUUAUGGGAGAUUUCAUUAGCAGAGAGAAAGUGGAUAAAGCGGUGAGAGAAGUGUUACUUGGGGAAGAGGCGGAGGAGAGGAAGAGACGGGCAAAGAAGCUUGCGGAGAUGGCUAAAGCUGCUGUGGAAGAAGGAGGGUCUUCUUUUAACGAUAUAAGCAUCUUCAUAGAAGAGUUUAGCUCA